ACAGACCAGUUCCACACCCAGCAGUCAGUCAUUAAGGAUGUGUAGGCUGAUCUUACUGGAGAACUUUUUCCUGCAUCUCCCCGCAGAGAAGUUGGAAACUCUCAUUGGAAACUUCUGAGGGUGGAAUUCUGUUAAAAGCCUGUGGAUUGCUUGGGUUCCACUGCCGUGUUCUUCUUCCACCCUAAUGUUCCCUAUUUUUCAUGUAUAACUGGUUUCAUAGGCCAUUUAGAUUCAAGUAUUAAACCAUACAUCCUGUAGAUUGAGUUUUGGUUAUAUGUAGUGCUGGAUUGUUUCAACACAAUGAGCUAUAAGCUUCCAGUUACACCUGUUGUACGGUUUGCUUUCUCUUCCUUUUGUGUUUUCCUAUCUUUCAUGUCUUAUCUUUCCCCUUAAACUUUUUUUAUUAUUAUUGUUAUUUAUGUGUUUUUUUGCAGCACAUGAAAACUACAACUGGCUUAUGUUGAGAACUCUGUGUAUAGACGUCUGUUAUUUCUGCAGGCUUCAUGUUAGUCCCUGCCAUGUCAGGACUUCACAAUGAGAUUGACAGUUGUGUGAGGGGGUGGGUAAAGUAAAAGGAAAAGAAUAUAGGGGCAUUUUGGCUUCAGGGUUCUCUAAUUGGUAUGGUGAUGGGUAGAUGGAAAGAGAAGAGAGUGAAGGAAAAAUUGAGAGUGGGAGGAAAAUACUGCAGGCUAUUGUGGUUGUGCAUUGUGGGAUAGGAUAAAGGAAUUUGUCUACUCUUUCAGUAAAAAGUAGAGAGAGUUCAUCUUUUCCCCAGCUAGUGGUAAGAACCCAAUUGAUUAUAGUGGACAGUAUAUGAAAGAGUGUGGGAUGUACUAGGGUCAUAGGAGAAAUUUAAGCCAGACACAAGAGAAAUAGCAGUAUGGUUGUGACUGGACAUCACUCUGAGGGUAUCCAGCUUACUUAGACACACUGCCUAAUGGUGGGUACCUGAGCCUGCAAAGACCGAGGGAAUGGAAAUAAGCUUUACAACUGGCACGGUUCCCCUCCCAAGCUUCCAUCUCCUGUCCAGGAUGGAUUUACAGAUGAUUCGCUUUCCCAGAGGCUUACAAGUUGAGAGGAGAUUCAAAUUUUAAGUUGGUUGCAUGUUUUUUUGUUUUCCCUUUUUUUUUUUUUUUUUUUUUUUUGUAAUUAUAUUUCAGCAACUGACUCAUAGUUUUUGCAAGUAUGGGAUUGCUGUAUCUGUUUAAUAGUCAUUUCAUUUUUCAUAUUGUAAAGUUAAUAGGGUGAAGCAACUACAGAGUUACUUACAUUUCUUCUAAUUCCUUACUUUGCAGAUGUCAGUUAGAUUACAUUUUGGGUGGGUCAUUCUGUCCUCCCCUGUUCUGCCCGUCACCCUUCCAACAGCUCUGUGAAGCUUCAAAAAAGCUUUGUACAGAGUUUUUUUGAAAAGCCUGGAACUUUUGCAGUCAUUCUGCAUGGCCACAGUACUUAUUUUAAGUAGUAAGCACCUCUCAGCAGUUUUUAAUCAUGGCAUUAGGUGAAAUGAAGGGGCAGAUUGAAAGAGCCUUGAGAAAAUAAAAUGGUUCUGGCAGGUUUUAUCAGUGAUUACUUCAGCUGCACAAUGGAAAAUUCUUUCUUGCUUUGCAGUGAAUAAUUGGAAGAAUGACUUAGAAAUAGUUCUACAAGGGGGAAUGUAAACUCCUUUAGCUUGAUUAAAAACAUAAUCUUAUUGCAAAUUCUUCCACUUAGUGAAGUCUAACAGAAGACUGUGCAGUUCUUUUCAAAGAGGUGAUGAGAGGUACUCAUUCUGCAAGGACAGUCAGUGUCCCACCAGGCAAUUACUGUUCCUUUCAUCCUAUCAGAGGAGAAGCUUUUAAACGAAUUGAAGAGCUUUUCAUAGCUGAAAGAAAAUGAUGGAAGAGAGUGGUAUAGAAGCAACUCCACCUGGCACGCCUCCACCAAGCACAAGCACAGCAGGGGAUGCUGCUGCCGCUGCUACACCUGUCUCAUUAGCAAAUACUGUUGGAAGAUGCAUAGAAAACAUUGCUGAAGAUUUGAAGAAACAAGUAUUAGAAGAAAUGACACAGCGUGGGAGGUUUGCUGUAAAGUUGCCUGAAAGUACAGGUGCUUUAGCGGAUCCUAUUACUCAACAAGCAAAUUUCCCAUCAGCUUUGGCUCCUGGGACUGAUUCUACAAUCACUUUUCCUGAGGAGCAUGAAGACCCCAGAGUAUCAACUGCCACAGGAGGGCUGUGGGGGUUCAUAAAGGGUGUAGCUGAGAAUCCCAUGGUGAAGUCUGUUCUUGAUAAAACCAAACAUUCAGUGGAGACCAUGAUCACAACACUGGAUCCUGGCAUGGUUCCAUAUAUCAAAACUGGGGGAGAACUGGACAUAGUGGUUACUUCUAAUAAAGAAGUAAAAGUUGCAGCAAUUCGAGAUGCCUUUCAAGAAGUCUUUGGGAUGGCGGUUGUUACUGGAGAGGCGGCACAGUCUAACAUUGCACCCCAACCUGUGGGCUAUGCUGCAGGUUUAAAAGGAGCCCAAGAAAGGAUAGACAGCUUGCGUCGGGCAGGAGUAAUACAUGAAAAACAGCCCGCUGUAUCAGCAGAAAGCUUCAUUGAGGAAUUGCUUCCUGACAAGUGGUUUGACAUUGGAUGUCUGAUUAUUGAGGAUCCCAUUCAUGGAAUUCAUCUGGAAGCUUUUACUCAGGCAACACCUGUGCCUUUGCAGUAUGUUCAGCAGGCGAAGAGUCUCACUCCUGAGGACUACAGUCUGAGAUGGUCAGGCCUGUUGGUGACCGUGGGCGAAGUGCUUGAGAAGAGCAUACAGAAUGUCAACAGGACUGAUUGGCACGUGGUAUUCACUGGCAUGUCCCGUCGACAGAUGAUCUACAGUGCAGCUAAGGCUCUAGCGGGAAUGUAUAAACAACAGUUACCACCCAGGACUGUUUGAAAGAAGGCUGAUCCAUGACACUAGGGAAUAGUGGGUUUGUGAUUCUAGAAUUGAAGUGAAAGCUACACAUUCUAAUUCGCAGUGGAUGCAACACACAUUUGUAAUCUAACCUUAAACUGAAUUUUACUUUUUAAGAAGUGGUGAUUUCCAAUAGCAGAAAUGAGCAAUUGCAAUUUUUAACUAAUACAUGAUUUCCAAUAUGAUUCAGAAAAUGGGAAAUGAGAACAAAUAUAUAUUUAUAACUGGAACAAAUAGCAUUACAGUUUGUACGGUGAAUGUGCUGUUAUUUGAGACCUUACUAUGCAUUUGCUGAGAUAUUUUAGUUAGUAUACUUUUUAAAAGAAGGGGAUAAUUGUUUAGCUAUUUCUAUUAUAUUAAUAAUAUACACAUGUUGACAGCAUAAAAUGUAUGUUAUAUGUGCACUUCAGUCCAGAGAGACUACCUUCUGUAUUAGAUGGUUUCUUGGAGCCUGUGCUUAGAUGAUACUUAACACCUGAUAUGUUUUCAUGGCCAUAUAGAAGUUCUCAGGAGUGAUACUGAGUAGCCCUUUCAACACAUACCAGUCAGCUGCUAAAAAAACACAAAUCCAUGCCUCAUUAGUUGAAAUUGUUGCUAAAUUAUUUUGAAAUUUCAUGUUCCAUGCUGCAUCUUUUUUCUAUUUUUUUUUUUGUAACAGUAAUAAGGUGCAUGUCCAAUUAAAACACUAGACAAAUUUCAAGUUCUUUCAGUUGGUUAUAGAUCAGGUACCACAUACACAUGAAAUUAUUUCAGCAGUUUCAACAACGUAAUUUAUUCCAGUACUUCCAAACUUCAUCUUUUAUAUGGAAUUAUGUAAUUUCUUCUAUGAAAUUAUGGUUGUCAGCAGUUUGAUGUGAAAAUGGUGAGAUGUAUAUCAUUUGCUUUGCUUUCCUGGGUUUUCUAAAUAUUUUUAAGUCUUAAAUGUCUUCCUGGUAUCAUGAGCUCAUUGUUUCUCAUGUAAGUCUUCAGUAGUGUCUGAUUUUUUUCAUGGCUACAAAUGCCCUCUAUCCAUGAUGACACAAUCUUAAACCUGUAUUUAGAAAUAUUGAAGUAAUUGUGAAGAAAAUGUUUCGGUAAUAAUACUUUUUUAAGAGACGAAGAAUUAAAAAAUACUUUUUAUUUGCUUUGAAGCAGUUUUUCAUGUUAUACUGCUCUGCCUUUACCUUUCUUUGAUGCUUUCAAAGGACAUUUUUAUAUAUAAUAAGAUACUAAGCCAGGUCAUAUUUGUACCUAGUGAAAGCCUAUUUCCAAGUAAUGUAUUUUGCCUUAAUUGGCUUACUGUAUAAAUCAGUUGAAUAAAUGGUUUUCCUACAGGAUUGUAUCCAUUUUAGAGGUUUAUUUUUUAAUAUAGCUGAUGAACAUCUGUUUAUUGAAGUGAUGUUUGCAUGGUUAAGUUACGAAUUUGGCACAUACUUAAAUGCCUGUCUUGUCUGAAGAAAACCCAAAACAAACAGAAUCUGACUCUUGUGGUCUUGAGGUCUCUUGUUGGGAGCACUUCUUUGUAUCAUAAACUAAAAGGAUAAUACAGGGACUUGUGUUUGUCAUUUUUUGCUAAAGGCAUCUUUCCUUUUAUUGUAAUUUGAGUUUGCAGUGUAUAAUAUGUUGAAUGCUGCCCUUUUAUCCCCUGCUUGCAGCAUCCUCCAUGAUGCAGAGGAAGAGAACAUGAAAUCAUCAGUAGGUUUAUGUGCCCUGGCAUGAGUUAAAAUUAAAACUGAAGAAACUGAAGAGGAAUUUCUGUUUUCUUUCUCUCUUUUCUGGCCCUGACCUUCACUGUUUUUCAGCGGUGGUGAGAGUGGAGACAGAAGAUGGCUUCUCAGUUUUGCAGCACCUGGUUCAUUGUGGUGACAUUGGCCCAGCAUUCCAGAUAUCUUACAUGGCUGCUAAUGUGGCAUUUUCCAAGGCUGUCUUGGCCUGCCUUAUAGAACUUUUACGUCUCUAUUCUCCUGUAAAAAUUUGCUUCUUUAUGCCAAAAUGAGAAUGACUGCACACUCUUCUCUCUGCGCGCUUUCUCCGUGUGGUUGGGUACUGGGAUAUGACAUGGUCAAGUGAAGCGGUCUUUCUCCAUUCAAAAUCUCUGUCUUGGUAAAAAUCUGUUGAUGUAGUUUUGAUUGCUCACCCAAGAAUUAAAACGGCUUAUCUUGAUAUCUUUA
This is a messenger RNA of Strigops habroptila (Kakapo), 5080 nucleotides long. It is a transcript of the gene PRRC1, whose product is annotated as proline rich coiled-coil 1. Gene Ontology annotation, biological process: activation of protein kinase A activity. Lineage: Eukaryota; Metazoa; Chordata; Aves; Psittaciformes; Psittacidae. Bases 1872 to 2912 code for a protein of 346 amino acids. The transcript is spliced from 9 exons. Gene Ontology annotation, molecular function: protein kinase A regulatory subunit binding. Gene Ontology annotation, cellular component: cytoplasm. The record is from RefSeq and is a predicted model, not a curated record.